AUGGCCGCCGACGCGACACCACCACCGCCUCCACCUCCCGCAGGCAAAGAUGCGCCGAGCAACAAAAUCAGCGACGUGAUAGCCAGCUUCCGGCCCACUCGGCGCUUCAAGCCCGAGAAGAGCACGACGUCCGUAACGUCUCUGGACUUCGACGACUCCGGCGAGCUCGUAAUCGUGGCGCGGGACGACGACACGCUGCAAAUCUACAACUGCAAGGAAGGGAAGCAUGCGAAAGAGCUCAAGAGCCAGAAGUACGGCGUGCACCUCGCGCGCUUCUCGCACCAUGCGCAGAGCAUCAUCUACGCCAGCACCAAAGUCGACGACACGAUCCGCUACCUCUCCACCCACGACAACUCCUACAUCCGCUACUUCCGCGGCCACACCGACACCGUGACCUGCAUUACCGUCUCCCCCUCGACCGACCAAUUCCUCUCCUGCAGCGCCGACAACACAGUGCGGCUCUGGGAUGUGCGUUCCCAGCACAGCCAAGGCCACCUCAAACUGCACGCGCCCUACCUCGCGGCCUACGACCCCUCUGCCACCGUCAUCGCUAUCGCAUCUCCGCCCACUCAGUCCAUCAUGCUGUAUGAUAUACGCAACUACGACAAGCCGCCGUUCGCAACGUUUGAUCUGCAGAGCGACGAGCAGCGCUACACCCCCCAGUCGACCGGGCACGACUGGACACGUCUCGAGUUCUCGAACGAUGGGCAGAAGAUCCUGAUCGGCACAUCCGGGCCCGGCCACUUCGUGCUCGAAGCCUUCGAGGGCGCCUUGACCCAUUUCUGCGUCCGAAAAGGCGGACACUCUGGUCGCAAAGCGCCGGGGGACUUCUCCGCGAACGGCGUCGCGGGACAGGGCGAUAUGUGCAUCACGCCGGACGGGAAGUACCUCGUCGGCGGGUCUGGGGAGGAUGGUCUGCUGGUGUGGGAUCUUAGCGCGGAUCCUGCGCCGGAUAAGGUGCUGAGACCUUUUGCGGAGUUGCCAGGGCCAGGGAAGGGGGCGGUUGUGGGCUAUAAUCAGAGGUUCAAUAUGUUGUGCUCGGCGGAUAGGGAGUUGUUGCUCUGGUUGCCUGAUCCAGAUUCUGUCGGAUAA
Coniosporium apollinis CBS 100218 is the source of this 1092-nucleotide messenger RNA. RefSeq lists its product as uncharacterized. Gene Ontology annotation, cellular component: Set1C/COMPASS complex. Lineage: Eukaryota; Fungi; Ascomycota; Dothideomycetes. The transcript is spliced from 2 exons. The coding region runs from base 1 to 1092 and encodes 363 amino acids. The record is from RefSeq and is a predicted model, not a curated record. Gene Ontology annotation, molecular function: protein binding; chromatin binding.